UCAAAGGUCUUUCCCGGCCCUCUCCACUGUGUAACUUAAUUUAUUUCGAAGCAGUGGCUCUGCCAGUCAUUGUUAUUUACAAUUAACAGUUAAAUACAGUUGAAUGGCCUCUUUUGAGUUUUCAUAGAGGACGUCAUUUUGUUUAUUUUACUUAUCCAUCACUUUUUAGUUUUGUUGUGAAAUUGUAUCGUCCGGUUAGCUCUAGAAGAAUCUUCAGGGUCAUCGCUAACGUUACACAACAUUUACUCACUGACAUAACGUUGUCUAACUGGCUCGCUAGCCUCCGCGUCUGAUAAUCGUGGACAGUUCUUCACCACUGGACAUGAGAAGUUUGCCCUAUUUCUGCCGGGGACAAGUCAUCCGAGGGUUUGGAAGGGGAAGUAAAGAGCUUGGUAUUCCCACAGCAAACUUCCAAGACUCUGUGGUGGACAGUCUUCCUGCUGACUUGAGCACUGGCAUUUACUAUGGCUGGGGACGUGUGGGAAAUGGGGAUAUCCACAAAAUGGUGAUGAGUAUUGGCUGGAACCCAUACUACAAAAACAUAAAGAAAUCAAUGGAAACCCAUUUGAUCCACAAAUUUAAAGAGGAUUUCUAUGGCCAGAUGCUAAGUAUAGUUAUGGUGGGCUACAUUCGCCCAGAGAGAGGAUUCAGUUCGAUUGAUGAAUUAAUAACAGCAAUUCAUAGUGACAUUGAAGAGGCGAAGAGGAAGCUGGACCUGCCUGAGCACUUGAAACUGAAAGAGGACAACUUUUUCAGGGCCUCCAUAUCCACAACGAGCAGUCAGCUCAUGAAUGGUCACUGACCUCUGAACCUGUCACUUGUCCCAUCCUGCAUCUUACAUCUUCUUGGGGUAAAGCCACUGUAACAUUUAUGCAUUAAACCUUAAAAAAAAAACCCAAUCAAACAAAAAAAAAACCUAGAACAUUUUAUCCAGGUAGUUUACAUGUUUGUCACUUUGGCACGCUUGAACAGUGCUGGCACUGAAAGUGAAUUUUCUUACUCUACUUAUUUCAACAGUCAUUCUUUAUAGAAGCUUUAUAGAAGACAACAUGCACAAGGAAUGCAGUUCCAUUUGGUUUUAUACAAGGAAAGUUUAAUAAUGUCACGUAAAAUCCUCAACUUGGGCAAAAGGUCCUCAAAUGAGAAACAAAACCUCCCAUCACUGUGGAACUCUUAGGAAGGACUACAUAGCAGACAACUGAGAGAACUCCACAACAUUACAAUUGGUUUAGUCUGUUGUAACAGUUUAGUCUUUUGUAACACUGAUACCACAGAGUGUACUCGCUCUCUAUCACGUGACUGAUAAGAAGUAUGAAAAGCUUUGUAGUCACACACACGGCCUUUGGUUCGCUGGGGAAUCUUUUUGUGAUAAGUGGAUAAUUAUGCUGUUUAGUCAGAAAUGAAGAUCCCUUAAUACGGAGAAAAUUAGCUAUAAUUUAUUGUUCUAUCUAAACUCAAGUUUAGUUGCAAGGCCAGCGUACCUGAAACUGGUACUAAUACGCUUGUUACACAGACAGUUCUAAGUUGAUGAAUUAAAGACACAGCAGUUAAGAAUGGCUUUACAGCUGUUACAACUGUUCAUAAUUUUAUCAAUCUGAAUGAAUUGUGAUGGUCUUAUGAAUAUUUGAGUGUUUAGCAAAGUUGUAUAAAUAUCCUCAGAUGUAUUUUUUAAAUUAGUCAUUGCCCUCUAAAUAAUUUUUUCUCUCUUAUACAUAGUUAAUGUGAGUGACUUAACAUUUUUAUUUUCUUUAUUCACAUGAAUGACAUUCAAGCAGGAUUUCCACAGAAUAUAUUUGACCUUUGUAAUAAAAAAAAUAUACAGGCACCUAUUUGAUGAUAGUACACAUCCACCCAAAUAGAAAUAGAAACUGCACACAAACUGUCCAAAAAAGAAAGUAAUUUGUCCAGGAGAUGUAAUGGCUUCUUUACAUCUAUGUGCAGGCAUCAUGCUAUCAUGUCAUCUGCCUGCUACACUGGUCUAUAGCCACACAGGUAAUCACUCAAAGGCUAAUCACAUAGAGUGCAGUUCCAGAAUGCAUUCCAUUUUGUAACAUACCUACUUUGUCAACAUCAUGUGGCUUGACAAAUUGUAGGUGUUUCCUUUAAGUGGGCAUUAUGUAUUUUAGGGUAAAAAAUGCUGCUAACACUACUUAUUCUUUUAGGACACAAUCCCUUGUGCUUUAGUUGUUUCGGGGGGUUUGUUGUUCGUUUGUUUUGUUUUUUGGGUUUUUUGUUGUUUUGGAAGGUUUUCCUUGUUGUUGUUGUUGUUUAAAGUAGAUUAGGACCUCAAAUAAUUUAGGAUGUGGAUCAUAAAUUGUGUUCCAAACUGGUGGAUUUUACAUUGAAUGUUGUCUGUUCAAAAGGAACUUGUAAUUGCACAGUGUCUUUUCAGUAGUAUAUUUAUUUUCUCAUCUUAUGUGUAAGGUGGGCUGUACUGCUUGUUUCUGAUCAUAAACCAGGUAUGUUUUGAAUGAUACCAUGUUGUGUAUGUGUCAGCCAUGCAGUUUACUGUUCAGCUCCACUUGACAUGCAGGUGCAUAACUGUUUUAGUUCCUGCAUUUGCAUGUCCUCGGGGUCACAUUCUGAAAGGCUCACAUAGUAUUUAUGUAGUUUGCUGUAAGUCCACUGUGGUGCCUAAAAUAUGAAAAUGGCAACAAUACACAUCAGUGAAGCCCAGCUUGGUAUUACCACAAGUCCAUUCAUAAUAGCAUUAGCUUUAAUCUAAUAGUAUAAAUUAGAUCACUGUAUUGCAAGCAACAUUUAAGAUAAGUAAGGUUACUGUUCCUUCUUGCAUGAUCGGACGGUACCUAAUCUUGAGGCAUGCCUUUAGCCCCGAAAUGGAGGCUGUGAAAAUUAUUUUACUGACAAAACAAAUCUGCAGAUAAGAGAUAAGAAUCCCUCUGUUGGUGCUGGCCUGGUUCUGGCCUGUUGGUGCUGGCCCGGGUUCCCCUAGGGUUAAGCACCCUAGCUGGUCCUCACCCCAGCAGCCAUACUGCCCCAAGAAGCAUAACACUCAAGUAGAUUUGUAGAGAUGGUGCAUAACAUGGUAAUAUCACAGACAACACUCAACGGACAUGUUUAUAAACAUGGGAUAUUACUAUAUUGAAAGGUAUUUAAAGUUUUGAGUACAUUUUGAAGCUCAAGUGCACUGUUCUUUUAAAAUGAUGUGCUGAUUAGAAAAUGCAAAGUCAAAUCUGAUCCCAUAUUCUGCAAGUCUUGUGUUGUGGACUGAAGCUGAAUGAUCGGUUACACAUGCUGUAUGUCUGUCCAGCUUUGAGUUCCUUCCUCAUUAAAUGUUUUAAACAUGUCCUUGCCUGUACCAUGCAUUUCCCAGACUGCUUAUGUUACUGCAUGUUCUGCUGAGUCAGCUCCAAUGUCUUCAUCAUAUUAAGACUAGUUCUUGCUGUUUUUAAUAGUUGUACUGGAGAUUUGGGAUCAAUCCUUUCUAUUAUGGAGAGAGUUCUGUAUUAUGGAUCUAGUGGCAUCAAAGUACAGGAUGGGAUGGUGAUUUCAAUAAAUUAUUACUUAAGGAUAA
Messenger RNA from Electrophorus electricus (electric eel), 3535 nucleotides. It is a transcript of the gene rfk, whose product is annotated as riboflavin kinase. Gene Ontology annotation, biological process: riboflavin biosynthetic process; FMN biosynthetic process. Gene Ontology annotation, molecular function: riboflavin kinase activity. Gene Ontology annotation, cellular component: mitochondrion. Lineage: Eukaryota; Metazoa; Chordata; Actinopteri; Gymnotiformes; Gymnotidae. The record is from RefSeq and is a predicted model, not a curated record.